This is a messenger RNA of Myxocyprinus asiaticus (Chinese sucker), 2167 nucleotides long. Its product is annotated as mitogen-activated protein kinase kinase kinase 20-like. The record is from RefSeq and is a predicted model, not a curated record. Gene Ontology annotation, cellular component: cytoplasm. Gene Ontology annotation, molecular function: protein kinase activity; ATP binding. Lineage: Eukaryota; Metazoa; Chordata; Actinopteri; Cypriniformes; Catostomidae. Gene Ontology annotation, biological process: protein phosphorylation. The transcript has 12 exons. The coding region runs from base 127 to 1464 and encodes 445 amino acids.
GUAACAAAUGAGGCUCCACAUAUUGUCUUAUGACUGGGAUUGUCCAAAGAGCGACAGGCCGACCCGCUUCACCGAACCGCACGGACAACACGACUAACGGUUUGCCACAGUAUAUGUCAGCAUGAGAUGUCGUCCCUCAGUGCUAGCUUCGUUCAGAUUCGAUUCGAUGACAUCCGCUUCUAUGAGAACUGCGGUGGAGGUAGUUUUGGGAGUGUGUACCGGGCACAUUGGAUCUCUCAGGACAAAGAAGUGGCGGUCAAAAAACUGCUGAAGAUCGACGAUGAGGCUGAGAUUCUCAGUGUCCUGAGCCACAAAAACAUUAUUCAUUUCUAUGGAGCCAUUCUGGAAGCACCCAACUAUGGCAUUGUUACAGAAUAUACCAGCAGGGGAUCACUGUAUGAAUAUUUGUCCAGUGUUGACAGUGAGGAGAUGGAUAUGGGUCAAGUAAUGACCUGGGCGAUGGACAUUGCUAAAGGUAUGCAUUAUUUACAUGCCGAGGCCCCAGUGAAAGUCAUUCAUAGAGAUCUGAAGUCGAGAAAUGUUGUGUUAACUGCAGACAAUGUAUUAAAGAUCUGCGAUUUUGGGGCAUCUAAGUUGGUUUCUCAUACAACACACAUGUCUCUGGUGGGCACCUUUCCUUGGAUGGCCCCAGAAGUGAUCCAGAGCUUGCCAGUCUCGGAAACCUGUGACACCUACUCUUAUGGUGUGGUAUUGUGGGAGUUGCUGACCAGAGAAGUACCAUUUAAAGGUUUUGAGGGAUUGCAGGUGGCCUGGUUGGUUGUAGAAAAGAAUGAGAGGCCGACCAUUCCCAGCAGCUGCCCGGCCAGUUUUGCAGAUCUGAUGAGAUCCUGCUGGAUCGCGGAACCCAAGAAAAGGCCACAGUUUAAAAUGAUCCUGAGCACCCUGGAGACCAUAAAAAAUGACAGCAAGCUGCCUGACCAGUGCAACUCCUUCUUACAUAACAAAGCUGAGUGGAUGUGUGAGAUAGAGGAGACACUGGAACGCUUGAAGCAGCUGGAGAGGGAGUUGAGCUGUAAGGAGCAGGAGCUGGCCCAGAGAGAAAGGAGACUGACAGAGUGGGAGAACAGACUCAUGGAAAGAUCUCAAUCCUGCACUCCUCUGUUUUCACACAUAUCCCCCAUGGCGGCCACUCUCAGGGCCGAGUCCUUCUAUGAGGCUCACAUGGAGGAGAGCAAAAGCUCAGAGGUCAGCUGCCAGAUCUCAUCAACCUGCCAUAAUGGAGAUCAGGGUCAGGCCAGCCUUCAGAAGCUCAUGCUUGGGUUCGGCGGUGUGUUUGACCUGGAUGCAAAUGUUUCUAAUGGUAACUUCGUCCGCCAGUCAGGAAUGCAGGUGAACAUGCAAGCCAAAAACUCCUUCAAGUCCUGCAGUGUCCGUGAGGGGCGCAAACUAAACAUGGCCAUCACCAUGGAUGACUUUAGCUGGUCCGACGAAGACAGCGAUUAGUGGAGGGCAAAAGGGGUGGUAGGGUAUGCUCAGAGCCGGUCCAAGGUAACACAUCUAGAGUCAGAGCUAGUAAAAAUAUAUUUUAACAGCUGGAAUUAUUGAUUUGUCAAAGGAAUAGUUCACCCAAACUGUCAUUAUUUACUCUCAUGUUGUUAACUAAACCAGUAUGACUUUCUUCUGUGGAACUCAGAAGUAGAACUUUGGUAUUAAGUCAUAAGGGUUUGACAUAGUGGGUGAGUAACUGAUGACAGAAAUUUCAUUUUUGGGUACUUAAUUGAAUACUUCCAUGGUUGUUGCCCCCAAGUGUGAUACGUUUUAGUAUAAAACAACAACGCUAUUUGAUUCAGAGCAGAAGGUUACACUACCGUGUUAGCAGUAGGGCCAUUGUUCGGAAUAUACCGUCUAACCAGUACAAAUACCCUUUGAUAAAUCGCAAGUGCAUUUAAGGAUACUGUUAUAAUUGGGACGAUACAGGGUACUGCAUAGAUGCCCAUAAAUGGCAGGAUUUACCAUUGGUAGGAGGGAUUUACCCCUGCCUCCUCUCAGUGAAUCAGACACCCCAUUAUACUGAGAUUUCCCCUGUGAGAGAGUUACAGAGUUCACAUUUACAGUAUUUAUAAGGUGUGAGAGAACUUAAAUGAGAUUUUUGAAGCUGUUUUUGUAAAGCCCUGAAGUUUUUAUAAAAUAAAGGAAAUACCAAAGA